Cooperia oncophora is the source of this 369-nucleotide messenger RNA. Lineage: Eukaryota; Metazoa; Nematoda; Chromadorea; Rhabditida; Trichostrongylidae. The record is from the annotation of a GenBank genome assembly.
AUGGGGACCAAGCUGUCCGUGUCAAUCGAGGGUGCUACGAAACCAGAAAUCGCUCCACGCGUCGACCGCCCACCAACGUUUGAUCCUCAGUAUGGCUUCGAAAAACCUAGGAAGGUUAGAGAGAUGAAGGCAACAUGGGAAGAAAUGGAGCAAUUCAAAUUGAAGGCCGGUCAACGUGAUUAUUGCGCUCAUCAUUUGAUAGAACUCAUGAAAGCUAACGCUCCUUUUGCUGGACACCUUUGUGACGAUAAACGUGGUGCUUGGGAUAAAUGCGAGUAUGAGGACUACAUCAUGCGCAUAAAGGAGUUCGAACGUGAACGUCGACUUUUGAUGAGGAAACAGCGCAAGGAAGCCAUGGCAGCAGCAUGA